Molecule: messenger RNA, 2978 nt
Organism: Nanorana parkeri
Lineage: Eukaryota; Metazoa; Chordata; Amphibia; Anura; Dicroglossidae
Gene: KAT2B
Product: lysine acetyltransferase 2B
Exons: 19
Coding region: 142-2520 (792 amino acids)
Biological process (GO): chromatin remodeling; positive regulation of transcription by RNA polymerase II
Cellular component (GO): nucleus; histone acetyltransferase complex
Molecular function (GO): histone H3 acetyltransferase activity; protein binding
Source: RefSeq, a predicted model, not a curated record
AUUGGGAUGGAGGAGGAGGAGGAGGCGGUGAUGUACUGCGGCUGCCUCCCUGCUGGGGGAGCGGCUGUAGAUCUCGUCACCUCGCCCAGGGAUCUGUAGACCGGAGGGGGGCAUUCUCCUCCCCGGGCAGGCUCCAGUGCCAUGUCGGAGGCAGAGGGAGGCUCCAUGGUGGCAGCUCAGGGUUCUCCGGCCGGUGGAGGCGGCAGAGGAGCGGAGAGCCCGGGAGGUGCCGGGGCAGCGCCGCUCAGAAUCGCUGCUAAGAAGGGUCAGCUCCGCUCCGCUCCCCGGGCGAAGAGACUGGAGAAACUCGGAGUAUACUCCGCCUGUAAGGCUGAUGACACAUGCAAGUGCAAUGGCUGGAAGAACCCAAAUCCUCCCCCCACACCGCCAAGAAUGGAUCUUCAGCAGACCGUUGUCAGCCUCACUGAGCCAUGCCGCAGCUGUUCGCACACUCUUGCAUCACACGUUUCCCAUUUAGAGAAUGUGUCAGAGGAGGAAAUUAAUAGACUUCUGGGAAUUGCUCUCGAUGUGGAAUAUCUGUUCACUUGUGUACACAAGGAAGAAGACGCUGAUACGAAACAAGUCUAUUUCUAUCUAUUUAAGCUUUUAAGAAAAUGCAUUCUACAAAUGGGGAAACCUGUGGUGGAAGGAUCAUUGGAAAGCCCUCCGUUUGAGAAGCCUAGCAUUGAACAGGGUGUAAAUAAUUUUGUACAAUACAAAUUUAGUCAUCUACCUGCCAAGGAAAGACAAACUAUUAUAGAACUGGCUAAAAUGUUUCUGAAUCGUAUCAACUACUGGCAUCUUGAAACUCCAUCACAGGGAAGGCAAAGAUCCCCCACAGAAGACAUUGCUGCAUAUAAAGUCAACUACACCAGGUGGCUCUGCUACUGCAACGUCCCCCAGUUCUGUGACAGCUUGCAUCGAUAUGAAACCACGCAGGUGUUUGGCCGCACAUUACUGCGCUCUGUCUUCACUGUAAUGAGACGUCAGCUGCUGGAACAGGCCAGACAAGAGAAAGACAAACUGCCACAGGAGAAGAGAACACUAAUACUGACUCACUUCCCAAAAUUCCUGUCUAUGCUGGAAGAGGAGGUUUACAGUCCAAAUUCUCCUAUAUGGGACGAAGAUUUUAUGUCUUCAUCUUCUCAAACAAAUGAGCUUGGAAUCCAAGCAGUUAUCACCAAUCCUCCUGUUUCAAGAACAAUUGCAUAUGUGGCAAGCCCAUCAUCAACUGAUCAGCCCAACAGUGGAAGCGUGAGUCCUUCUAGCAAACCGGCACUUGAAUCAAGCCUUGGAGCUGACAAAAGGAAAAGUAGUGAACCUUAUUCUACAGAAGAAUCCAAAAGACCAAGAGCAGUGGGCGACAUUCCUAUUGAACUGAUCAAUGAAGUAAUGUCUACUAUCACAGAUCCUGCUGCCAUGCUGGGCCCUGAGACCAGCUUUCUAUCUGCUAUUUCUGCGAGAGACGAGGCAGCCAGGCUGGAAGAGCGCAGAGGUGUGAUUGAGUUUCAUGUUGUCGGAAAUUCUCUUAACCAGAAACCCAAUAAAAAGAUCAUGAUUUGGCUUGUUGGCUUACAAAACGUCUUCUCACAUCAGCUACCGAGGAUGCCAAAGGAAUAUAUCACCCGCCUUGUCUUUGAUCCGAAACAUAAAACACUUGCUCUUAUCAAGGAUGGACGUGUCAUUGGGGGCAUCUGCUUUCGAAUGUUUCUAAGCCAAGGAUUUACAGAGAUAGUCUUCUGUGCUGUGACUUCAAAUGAGCAAGUAAAGGGUUAUGGCACUCAUUUAAUGAAUCAUUUGAAGGAAUAUCACAUCAAACAUAACAUAUUGAAUUUCCUCACCUAUGCUGAUGAAUAUGCAAUAGGCUAUUUCAAGAAACAGGGUUUUUCUAAAGACAUUAAAGUACCUAAAGCACGGUAUGUUGGAUACAUAAAGGAUUAUGAAGGAGCCACUUUAAUGGGAUGUGAGUUAAAUCCCAGGAUACCUUACACAGAAUUUUCUGUCAUCAUAAAGAAACAGAAAGAGAUCAUCAAGAAAAUGAUUGAAAGGAAGCAAGCACAAAUCAGAAAAGUAUACCCAGGACUAUCGUGCUUUAAAGAAGGAGUACGGCAAAUACCGAUUGAAAGCAUCCCAGGAAUCAAAGAAACAGGUUGGAAGCCGAGUUUGAAAGAAAAAAGUAAAGAGGCAAAAGAUCCAGAGCAAUUAUACAACACACUGAAAAAUAUUCUGCAGCAGGUAAAGAGUCACCAAAGUGCUUGGCCAUUCAUGGAACCUGUGAAAAGAACAGAAGCUCCCGGGUACUAUGAAGUUAUAAGAUUUCCCAUGGACCUGAAAACCAUGAGCGAACGGGUGAAGAACAAAUAUUAUAUCACUAAGAAGUUAUUUAUGGCAGACUUGCAGAGGAUCUUUACAAACUGCAGAGAGUACAACCCGCCAGAAAGUGAAUACUUCAAAUGUGCGAACAUCCUGGAGAAAUUCUUCUACGGUAAAAUUAAGGAAGCUGGACUCAUAGACAAAUGAGGAGUGACAGCAGUUUGUUGUACCUGGAAUACCUGGGCCGCCUGCUGUAACACACCACACUCAAAUUUUGCACUUGUUUCUGUACAUACUAACCCUUCCCAUACUGGCGACCUUUUAGCAAUCUGAUUUUUAGAAAUGACCUUUUUUUGUUAUGUCUUUUUUUACAAAUUUUAUUAGAAAUGGUGCUUUCAAAGUUAUAGGGCAGAGUACAUAUUUAAUGUUGACAUGAACCGUUUUGUAUAUUUAGAAGUGUUUUGUAUAAUAAUGUAAAAUUAGGCAUUUAUGUGGCUUCUUAACCACUAUAUGUAGAACACUGUUUCGCUUUGAGUGAUAAUAGGUUACAGAUUUGCUUAUGCUGGUCAUAAGUUAAAGCAUAUUUUACUUACCGCUACUUUAAUUAUAAUGCAAACACUAAUAUUGGGCUUUAGAAAGUAGGUGUUCCUGCCGCCUGGCAUCAU